Molecule: messenger RNA, 2786 nt
Organism: Diachasmimorpha longicaudata
Lineage: Eukaryota; Metazoa; Arthropoda; Insecta; Hymenoptera; Braconidae
Product: mucin-2
Exons: 3
Coding region: 124-2466 (780 amino acids)
Source: RefSeq, a predicted model, not a curated record
UGUAGGAGGUGCAGAGGGAGAAUCGACGAGAUAGGGAGAGAGUUUGAAAGUAGGCCUCCAGCAGUGGCCUCAGUUCCUCCAGUCAGUUGUCGCUUGCGUCUUCGGACGAUUGGAUAUACCGCAAUGAUGCUCCUCCUAUACUUCCUUUCCCUCUUCACCCUCGGAAGAUGCCUAGAUCCGCUGCCCUCUAAGCUCGAGAUUGAAUCCUCCAUCAACCGGACGAUCGACGAGGUAGAACGUCUGAUUCAAUCCGACCAGAGCCUCCCCAGACUCUCCCGCAGUCAAAUAGUUGAGAUCCUCCAGAACAUCACAUCGAAGGACAUGAAGAACUACGAGGAAUCCAUCGAGCAGAUGCGCUCCGACUAUCAACGAGCCCUGAUGGUCGUCCUGCCUUACAACUCCAAAGACUCAGCAGGUGAGGACCUCCAGGAUUUAUACACAAAACCGCCAAUGGUUCAGGUAAUCCCAGAUUCCGAAAUCAUGUUGCCAUUCGCAUCGAUCCAAGAGGAGCCACUCCCCUCCACCAGGAGCAACAUCAAUCUGAUUAAUCCCAGGGGACAGGAUGACUCGAAGCUCGCCACACCGUCCCAUCAACACAAGAACCACCGGAACUCCUACUCAGACUUCAAAACAACUGGAAAUCCAGAGAAGUUCACGUUAAAUCAAAAUAAUCUAUUGAAGAGGAACAAUCAGAAGGCCCAAACGGCCCAGAAAUCACAGCUAGAGGUGACGUACAGCAGCCACUCGACCGAAAGAUCAACAACGCCAUCGGAAUAUGCCUCCUCAACAAUCCCAGCCACUCGUUCAACCAACAUCUUGACAUCCGAUCAAUGGAGAUAUAACGCACCUCCAUCAACAACUUCUAAACCUAGAACCACUGCCCCACAACGAACAACAGUCUCUCCAACAGCAUCACCGACCAAGAAACCUGUGAAGACAGCUGUCAAGAGCAAACCCUUCCUUCCGACUGUGAUAUCAGCAUUUCCGACCCUGGGCACCUUCGCCAAACCCACAGCAGUGAAAACAACAGCAGUACCCGAAGAAGCGACCUUCAACAUGGCUGAUAUGGAUAUGCUGAAUGAUGCUCCUCCAGCACCUCUGUACGUCACUCCCUUGAGUUCAUCUCCUUCCCACGGAACAGCUUCUACUCAGCAACAGACAACACCGAUGAGAGAGGAAGUGGCUAAUCUUCUUGCAGCUAUCGGUCUUCAGCCGAGUCCAUCAAAGAUCAAGACGAAUGCGGCUUUCGGUGGAGCGUCCCAGGGUGACGUUCUCGGAGAAGACUUUGCAAUUCCAGACACCAACUUCAUUCCCAGCAAAACAGUGGGACUGACAUCAACCAGCCCGGACUUACCAUCACUAGGGCAUCAAAAUACUUUUGACAAUGGCCAAUCAGAUCUGCAAAAGGGUGUCAGCAAUCUUUCCCCAGAGCUGCAGUCGUUGUUCCAGAGGUUUGGACUGCCGGUAUCAGGAAAAGAACCGGGAAUAUCGACAACAACUAGAAAGCCAGAAUCGGAAAUCAGGUAUCCGACUACCAUUGACUCCUGGAGAGCAUUCAGACCUCUGCCUACUUCCGAGAUCAAAGACGAAGGGAUGAGGAGCUUCUUGGCUACAUUUGGACUCGGCGAGGUGCGGGAACAGAAGGCUAUGAAGACCACGACUGAAGCGGCUUCUGUGAUAGAAGCUGUGCCUGAUAACAUGAAGAGCAUCUUGGAGAAUAUCGGCUUAAUCACAAGGUCGAGAGCUUCAGGGGGAACGGAGUUACCAGGAACGACGCAGAAGCCCUCGAAGCUCCAUAUUUUCAAGCCGCACGAGACCCAGAUCGGCGAUGAGAUGCAGAAGAACAAGAUCAAUGAGCUUUUGGAUACAGUGAAACUUGUACAGGAGGGAAAGGCUGGCGUUGAUGAUGUCCGUGAUGCCGCAAAUCGACUGCUCACGACCACAAAAACUCUUCAAGGGGCACCGGAUGCAGUUAGUCUCGAGGAGAUCCUGCAGAUGUAUAAUCAAGAUUUGAGGAAGGAGGUGAAGAGGCAGGAGAACAAGGAUAAUGAUGACGAUGAUCUAGGGGAUGUGGCAAUGAGUGAUUCAGAUGACAAUGAGAUGUCCGCGUCCGAUCCAUCCGAGAGUACAAUGACAACGAAUGCGACUUCUCCAGCGGUCACUACACCCUCUCCAGAUCCCAUUGGAGACGCCGAUGGUGAUGGUCGCGUUGUGAAUAGCACCCCGGCAACACCGAAUUCAUCGCCGGCGGACGGUCCCAGUCUCGACGACCUCGCGGACUCCUUCGGCGGUACCACAGCAGCACCAGAUCCCGUCUUGCCAACACCCAGACGAUCGGGAUUGUACUUCUUGGUCGACUGGAACACUUUCUUGGAAGUGGGUGAGGAAGACAAGGACAAGGUGAAUCUCAGAUUUUCGCCGAAUGCGGGAGAUAGAACCAGAUUUAUUCCUGUAGUUAUACCUUGAUCCGUCUGUGAGUUGAUCCUACAGCGAUCGUGAUCACCCAUUGCAUAAUAUUAUAUGUAAUGAGGCAAAAUUGUCAUACAUAACGCAACCGCCGAUGCAUUAAUAUCAUGGGUCACGCAGAUUUUAUUUGUUAUUCUUGCUCAACGCUGUAAUUAAGUGGAAGAGAAAAAAAAUCAAAGAUUAAGGAUUUCCUUUAGCCCCUAGAAUAUGAGAUGUAAUAUAUUAUUUAAUCUGGAAAGUGUGUAAUUUACAAGUUUAGCCUAUAAUACGUAAAAGUAUUUAUAAUUAACUCUGUUGUAAUAAAACAUCAUUUUAGUUGA